AUGUCACCGUCGUCCGCGAGAGCGCAACAGUCGCGUCCGCGAAGUAGCCCCAUAUUUCCAAAUCAGGCGCCGCGAUCAAUCCCAGUCCCCGACGUGGGCACUGCAGCCUUCCCGUCGCCGCCGCCGUCGCCGUCGCCGUCGCCGCCGCCGCCGUCCAUUCCACGCCAACGCGGCUGCCUUCUGACGCAAUCAGGCGUGGUCCGCUGCUUCUCCGCUGAUCCUCGCCCGCUGCAUCUUCAACGCCCUCCCCGACAGCACCCGUCCACGUCCUUCUCCCCGGAUCACUCGGUCUGCCCGCCCACAUGUUUUCCAACCUCUCCCCGACCCCCGACUCUGGCACGCACACACGCACGUCCUCGCUCGGCGUCCUCCCCCGCGGCUCAAAUCCGCACACUUAAUUACCGGCGCACCAACACAGACGUCCCCCCGCCGCACUGCCAUCCAUAUCCAUCUCCCGCUCCCCAUUCGUCCAUCGCUGCAUAUCGACCAAUAACCCCCGAGUGCGUUCACGCGCCCCGGGGCUCACGGAUCCUCGCUCGCUCGAGAGUCGGCCUCGCCACAGGGACACGCACGCACGCACGCACGCACGCACGCACAGCCCCGCACGCGCAUAUUCGACGUCCUGAAUGA
Messenger RNA from Heterobasidion irregulare TC 32-1, 630 nucleotides. RefSeq lists its product as uncharacterized. The record is from RefSeq and is a predicted model, not a curated record. NCBI's taxonomy places the organism in Eukaryota, Fungi, Basidiomycota, Agaricomycetes, Russulales, Bondarzewiaceae. The coding region runs from base 1 to 630 and encodes 209 amino acids. The transcript has a single exon.